This is a messenger RNA of Dryobates pubescens (Downy woodpecker), 1525 nucleotides long. RefSeq names its product early growth response 3 (gene EGR3). Gene Ontology annotation, biological process: regulation of transcription by RNA polymerase II. The record is from RefSeq and is a predicted model, not a curated record. Gene Ontology annotation, molecular function: DNA-binding transcription factor activity, RNA polymerase II-specific; RNA polymerase II cis-regulatory region sequence-specific DNA binding. The transcript is spliced from 2 exons. Lineage: Eukaryota; Metazoa; Chordata; Aves; Piciformes; Picidae. The coding region runs from base 164 to 1369 and encodes 401 amino acids.
UCCCCCUUCCAACCCCCAAACCUCAUCCUCCCACCUCGUCGCCCCCGCCCCAACUUUUUUCCUCUUGCAUGAUUUCCCUCGCCGCUCGGCUCUGCCACUCGGAUGUUGUUUGCUCGGGAGCUGAACUGGGAGCCACGUUGAGCCAGCCUUUUCCUCCAGUGCUAUGACAGGCAAACUACUGGUGGAGAAGCUGCCGGGGACCAUGAACACUUUGAUGAACCAAUUGCCUGACAAUCUGUACCCAGAGGAGAUCCCCAACUCUUUGAAUAUCUUCUCCAGCAGCAGCGACUCGGUGGCUCACUACAACCAGAUGGCUGCAGAUAAUGUUAUGGACAUUGGGUUAGCCAACGAAAAGGCCGGGCAGGAGCUGUCCUCUUACUCGGGGACUUUUCAGCCGGCUCCGGGCAACAAGACUGUCACCUACCUGGGGAAAUUCGCUUUCGACUCGCCCUCCAACUGGUGCCAGGACAACAUCAUCAGCCUGAUGAGCGCGGGCAUCCUGGGGGUCCCACCGUCUUCGGGCGCUCUCACCAGCACCCAGAGCUCGGCGGGCAGCAUGGGCCCACCGCAGGGCGAGGUGGACCAGAUGUACCCAGCGCUGCCACCCUACUCCUCCUGCAGUGACCUCUACCCGGAGCCCGUCUCCUUCCACGACCCCCAGAGCAACCCUGGCCUCACCUACUCGCCCCAGGAUUACCAGGCCGCCAAACCCGCCUUGGACAGCAACCUCUUCCCCAUGAUCCCAGACUAUAACCUCUAUCACCACCCCAACGACAUGGGCACCAUCACGGAGCACAAACCCUUCCAGAGCUUGGACCCCAUCCGCGUCAACCCGCCCCCCAUCACCCCGCUGGAGACCAUCAAGGCCUUCAAGGACAAACAGAUCCACCCGGGCUUCGGGGGCCUGCCGCAACCGCCCCUCACCCUCAAACCCAUCCGACCCCGCAAGUACCCCAACCGGCCCAGCAAGACCCCACUCCACGAGCGACCCCACGCCUGCCCGGCCGAGGGCUGCGACCGCCGCUUCUCCCGCUCCGACGAGCUCACCCGCCACCUCCGCAUCCACACCGGCCACAAACCCUUCCAGUGCCGCAUCUGCAUGCGGAGCUUCAGCCGCAGCGACCACCUCACCACCCACAUCCGCACCCACACCGGCGAGAAGCCCUUCGCCUGCGAGUUCUGCGGCCGCAAGUUUGCCCGCUCCGACGAGCGCAAGCGGCACGCCAAGAUCCACCUCAAGCAGAAGGAGAAGAAGGCCGAGAAGGGCUCGGCCGGGCAGCCCCCCGCCGCCCCCGCCCCUGCCAACGCCGCCGCCGCUGCCACCUCGCCCCCCGUCGCCCUCGCCCCCGCUGUCACCACGUGCGCUUGAAGGGACCGGUGGAAGGUGGCACGUUGUGGCACGGUUGGUGCUUCCGUCUCCUCCUCUUGGUCCUCUGCACCACCCCGCUGCUCUCAGAGAGGGAGGAUGGGGGGGGGGGUGUCCCCGGGGGUGGUGGCUUUGCCCCCCCCCCGGCUGGGUUUAGGA